Molecule: messenger RNA, 1186 nt
Organism: Spodoptera littoralis (African cotton leafworm)
Lineage: Eukaryota; Metazoa; Arthropoda; Insecta; Lepidoptera; Noctuidae
Source: the annotation of a GenBank genome assembly
GAGAGGCGUCGGCGAUCCACCAGUAUAUAAACCAACGGUCGGUGGUACAGAGCAUCACACAACCACGACACCUCCGUGAGUCAACAUGAAAGCGUUCUUGGUAUUAGCUGCCGUUGCGGCACUCGGCUCGGCUAGACCCGAGGCGGGAUACAGUUACAACGCGCCCGGAGGCGGUGGUGGCCAUGGACACGGUGGCCUCGGAGGCCUCAUCGGAGGCGGUGGGCUCGGUGGCGGCCACGGAGGAUUCUCCUCUGGUGGACUGAGCUCCAGCAGCUUCGGAGGCAUCGGCGGUGGUAGCGGUGGUGGAUUCUCCUCUGGAGGAUUCUCUGGUGGAUUCUCAUCCGGCGGCGGCUCUGGCUUCGGUGGAGGCUCUGGCUUCGGCGGAGGCUCCGGCUUCGGAGGAGGCGCCGGUUUCGGCGGCGGCGCUGGCUUCGGCGGUGGCGCUAUCGUUCAGAAGCACAUCUACGUCCACGUCCCACCCCCAGAACCCGAAGAACAGCGUGCUCCCAUCGUAAGCGGUGGAGGAGUUCCCCAGAAGCACUACAAGAUCAUCUUCAUUAAGGCGCCCGCUCCUCCCGCACCCGUCGCACCCAUCAUCCCCGCCCAGGCUCAGAACGAAGAGAAGACCCUCGUCUACGUGUUGGUCAAGAAACCCGACGAACAGCCCGACAUCACCAUCCCCACUGCUGCUCCCACUCAACCCUCCAAACCCGAAGUUUACUUCAUCAAGUACAAGACCCAGAAGGAAGGUGGUGGCGCUAUCGGAGGCGGCUCUGGCAUCGGCGGUGGUAUCGGUGGUGGUAUCGGCUCUGGUAUCGGCGGUGGUAUCGGCGGUGGUAGCAUCGGCGGCGGCAUUGGCGGUGGUAUCGGCGGUGGCUCCAUCGGCGGUGGUAUCGGCGGUGGUCACGGUGGCUCCAUCGGUGGUGGACACGGUGGCUCCAUCGGAGGUGGUCACGGUGGCUCCAGCGGUGGUGUCAGCUCCUCGUACGGCCCCCCCGGUCAGUCCGGCCCUUACUAAAAGGUGCGACGGGCGCGCGCAAUUGUGAUACCUGCUCUGCCGGCGACAAACUUAGUUUUAAGUAGAGAAAAAAUUACGGUGCCUAAAUGUAUUUAUGUAAAUAGUAAUUUUAAUGUACUAUAAUUCUAGUUGUAUUAUAAAUUCUUAUUUUUGCAUAAAAAGUUUAAA